Molecule: messenger RNA, 3898 nt
Organism: Sorex araneus (European shrew)
Lineage: Eukaryota; Metazoa; Chordata; Mammalia; Eulipotyphla; Soricidae
Gene: CASC3
Product: CASC3 exon junction complex subunit
Exons: 14
Coding region: 53-2167 (704 amino acids)
Biological process (GO): mRNA processing
Cellular component (GO): exon-exon junction complex
Molecular function (GO): mRNA binding
Source: RefSeq, a predicted model, not a curated record
GCGGCGGGCGCGGUACGUCAGGAGCUGGGCGGCGACGGCCGUUCUCCGUAAGAUGGCGGACCGGCGGCGGCAGCGGGCUUCGCAGGACACGGAGGACGAAGAAUCUGGUGCUUCGGGCUCGGACAGCGGCGGCUCGCCGGCGCGGGGCGGCGGCAGCUGUAGCGGGAGCGCGGGGGGCGGCGGCAGCGGCUCUCUGCCUUCGCAGCGCGGAGGCCGGGCCGGGGCCCUUCACCUGCGGCGGGUGGAGAGCGGGGGUGCCAAGAGCGCCGAGGAGUCGGAGUGUGAGAGUGAGGAUGGCAUCGAGGGCGACGCUGUCCUCUCGGAUUAUGAAAGUGCGGAAGACUCGGAAGGUGAAGAGGUGGGGGAGUACAGUGAAGAGGAAAACUCCAAAGUGGAACUGAAGUCAGAAGCCAAUGAUGCUGCUAAUUCUUCAGCAAAGGAAGAGAAAGGCGAAGAAAAGCCUGACACCAAAGGCACUGUGACUGGAGAGAGACAGAGUGGAGAUGGACAGGAGAGCACAGAGCCUGUGGAGAACAAAGUGGGGAAAAAGGGCCCCAAACAUCUGGAUGAUGAUGAAGAUCGGAAGAACCCAGCCUACAUCCCCCGGAAAGGGCUCUUCUUUGAGCAUGAUCUUCGGGGGCAAACUCAAGAGGAGGAAGUCAGACCUAAGGGGCGUCAGCGAAAACUGUGGAAGGAUGAGGGUCGCUGGGAACAUGACAAGUUUCGGGAAGAUGAACAAGCUCCAAAGUCUCGACAGGAGCUCAUUGCUCUUUACGGCUAUGACAUUCGUUCAGCCCAUAAUCCUGAUGACAUCAAACCCCGAAGAAUCCGGAAACCCAGGUUUGGAAGUCCUCCACAGAGAGAUCCUAACUGGAUUGGUGAGCGACCAAACAAGUCUCAUCGCCACCAGGGCCCUGGAGGUCCCCUGCCACCAAGGACGUUUAUUAACAGGAAUGCUGCAGGUACUGGCCGGAUGUCUACUCCCAGGAAUUACUCUCGAUCUGGGGGCUUCAAGGAAGGUCGUGCAGGUUACAGGCCUUUGGAGACUGGUGGGCAGCAUGGUGGCCGAUCUGGUGAGACUGUUAAGCAUGACUCUGGUUACCGAUCACGGCGCUUAGAGCAGACUCCUGUGAGGGAUCCAUCUCCAGAAGCAGAUGCUCAAGUGCUUGGCAACACUGAGAAGGAAGAGUCAGCCUCAGAGGUACCCGCUCCUCCUGCUGAAAUUGUGCCACCAGCCCCAGACAGACCUGUUGAGAAGAAAUCCUAUUCACGAGCAAGAAGAACCAGAAUCAAAGCUGGAGAGGCGGUCAAGGUUGCUGAGGAGAUGCCGCCUCCACCCGAGGGGUUAGCCCCAGUACCCUCUGUCCCUGAGGCCACCCCACCGCCACCUCCUAAGACCGGCAGCUGGGAGCCUCCAGUGGAGUCCACUGCAGGUGGACUUGAGCAGGACAUGGCACAGCUAAACAUAACGGAACAGAAUUGGAGCCCAGGGCAGCCUUCAUUUAUGCAACCACGUGAGCUUCGAGGCAUGCCCAACCACAUACACAUGGGAGCAGGACCUCCGCCGCAGUUCAACCGGAUGGAAGAAAUGGGUGUCCAGGCUGGGCGAGCUAAACGCUAUUCAUCCCAGCGCCAGAGACCUGUACCAGAGCCCCCUGCCCCGCCUGUGCAUAUCAGUAUCAUGGAAGGACAUUACUAUGAUCCAUUGCAGUUCCAGGGACCAAUCUAUACCCAUGGUGACAGCCCUGCCCCGCUGCCUCCUCAGGGCAUGAUUGUGCAGCCUGAAAUGCACCUUCCCCACCCAGGUUUACAUCCCCACCAGACACCGGCACCUCUGCCCAAUCCGGGCCUCUAUCCCCCACCAGUGUCCAUGUCUCCAGGACAGCCACCACCUCAGCAAUUGCUUGCUCCUACUUACUUUUCUGCUCCAGGUGUCAUGAACUUUGGUAAUCCCAGUUACCCUUAUGCUCCAGGGGCACUGCCUCCCCCACCACCACCUCAUCUAUAUCCUAAUACACAGGCCCCAUCACAGGUGUAUGGAGGAGUGACCUACUAUAACCCUGCCCAGCAACAGGUGCAGCCAAAGCCCUCCCCACCCCGCAGGACUCCCCAGCCAGUCACCAUCAAGCCCCCACCCCCUGAGGUUGUAAGCAGGGGUUCCAGUUAAUACAAGUUCUGAAUAUUUUUGAUGUAACAUCAUAUAAAAACAAAGGGGAGAGCCUGGGAGAGAAGAGAAAUACAAAUGGCUGCCCAGUACCCGGAGGGCCUCAGAGAUCCAGGGUGGCUCCUGCCAGCAGGCAGCUGACUGAGGCGCCCUUCUUCCUCUGAGGACAGGCUCUGUUGGAGAAAAGCAGCCCCAGUGGACCUGCUCCCUCUCCCUUUUUGACUUGAGUUGACUGUGCUCUGGGGAGCAGAGACCCGGACAGCCUAAGCUUCGGAGCCCGCAGCUGGAAGCCCGGGUCUUUGUGUGCUCUGCUUUCACCUGGGAACUUCUAGCCAGCUCCCAGGGAUGCUCCUUUCUGUUUGUUUUGUUUUCUAAGUUGUUCAUUUUUAAAGCCUGGCUUACUAUCCUUAACAUUUUUUUUCUUGUUUCUUUCUAUUCCUCUCUGCUUUUAAAUGAACAAGUUUGUCUUGGUUUCCUAGCUUCUCGGGGCUCCCUUUUGACUCUCCCUACAUCCCAGUUAUUGACAGUGUACCAGUGUCCCCCUGCCGAGUCUACCAAGAGCUGACCUUUUCUUUGUGGUUGACCUUAGCUGUUGUAUUCUUGGAUUCUCUUACUGCCUCUUCUCCUCUGGAAACACAGCUAAUCUGCACAGAGUGUCACAGACCCAUCCUCUACACUGCAUGCACAUUGUGGAGAAAUGCUCCAAGAGGGUAGUGGUUUUUCUUGACGACUUCAUGUUUCAGGAGCCUGAGCUGCCUUUCAUCUCUACUCUGCCAGACUUCGAUCUUUACUGAGGGAAGUCUUUACAGUGGAGUGAGAUGGCAAGCCAUGUGCUUUUGUGACAGAGUAGGAUUGGGUUCCAUCUAUGGCAUCCCAAAAAGGGAGACAGAGUAAGGGUCUUUAUGAUUUAGGGGUAUAUAUACACACAGUCUUUGAGGUUCUGUUUCCAGCCCUCCUGCUACACACCUUCUUUCCAGUUGCUGUGGACCAAUAAUGCAUUGAUAGAGGCAGAUAUUACCUAGCAAGCGAUUUAACCUGUCCUUUGCACUUGCUCUUGGUGUCUUUUGUACUGCUAGUGUUGUAGAUACCUUUUUCCCUAAAUUCUACUCUCGUCUUUGCAAAUGGAAGAAAAUACCACACUUGAGCUUAAGGCCUAAGGAAGCCCCUCAGAUUGGGGGCAGGGCCUUCAUCCUUUUCAUCCUCACUUCUGGCGCUAAACCACUUCCCUCCUGCCCCUGGGUAAGCAAUUCCUACUGCUGCAGCACUGAGGUCUGCCAGGGGCAACUUGGCCACUCUCCCUGUCCUCUUGCAGAAACAGAGGGAGAAGGUGGGGGCUGUAUCUCACCCCCAGUAAUGUUGUCUAUUUCUAUUCCUUCACUUCGGCAGCUCGCUUAACCACUCUGAGUCACAGGUGUGGGGUGGGGAGAGGGGAGAGGCACUCAAGCUGUAACCCCCAAGGAGGAAAUACUGAAGAUUCUUCCAUGGGCGGUUGGUGGUUGUGCCUUUUGUAGGCUGUUCCCUUUGCCUUAAACCUGAAGCCGUCUCCUCGGGUCUGCAGGCAGCAUGCCCAGGUUCCCAGACCCAAAGACACUGUGACAGUUGUCUCUGUUGGUUUGCUGUGUUUUGUUGCAAGAAUUUCUCCAUGUGUGUUGAUUUUUGUUACUGUUUUUAAAGGUGCACAUUUGUGAUCUGCGUUGUGACUUGGAGAUAAUAAAAUUGAGACUGUAAACUUGG